AUGUGCGGCCGCGGAAUUCUCUUCCUCGCCGCGGCCACCGCCGGCGGUUCGAUGGCGCCCACGUCGCGGCGGGCCGUGGCCCAAACCGCGACGGACCAGUCGGCGGGCGUGUCUCGCCAGGCCGACGAGCGGAGGCCCGAGAAGGCAUCCGACGCCAUGAACGCCUUCACCGUCGCCUGUGCGGGCACCUUCAGCGCCGUCUACUUCCUGCCGUCGGUGCCGCUGUUCUGGCCAUAUGUUCUGAUGGCGGUUCAGAUGGUGGCCGAACUGCUGCUGCAGCCCGACAUGGCCUCGGUGAUGCGCGUCCACCACCUCGCCAACCUCGGCGUGACGCUCCUCUAUCUCGCUUGGCCAACCUUCGACCCGAUCAUCCGCGAGGGACUGGCGGUCGAG
This is a messenger RNA of Emiliania huxleyi CCMP1516, 393 nucleotides long. RefSeq lists its product as hypothetical. The record is from RefSeq and is a predicted model, not a curated record. The transcript has a single exon. The annotation marks the transcript as partial. NCBI's taxonomy places the organism in Eukaryota, Haptophyta, Isochrysidales, Noelaerhabdaceae.